Papaver somniferum (opium poppy) is the source of this 4561-nucleotide messenger RNA. RefSeq names its product disease resistance protein RGA2-like. Gene Ontology annotation, molecular function: ADP binding. The transcript has 4 exons. The record is from RefSeq and is a predicted model, not a curated record. Lineage: Eukaryota; Viridiplantae; Streptophyta; Magnoliopsida; Ranunculales; Papaveraceae. The coding region runs from base 403 to 4038 and encodes 1211 amino acids. Gene Ontology annotation, biological process: defense response to other organism.
UUUUCUCUUUUUUUCUGAAACUUAGGUCUAAUAUGAAGCAUAAUAAUCACUAGCAAAGACACCAAUAUUUUUAAACCCUUUCCUAAAAUUAGUUGAUUUUUGUGAUUCAAAAAUACCUGGAUUGGUUACUCAAUACAGUUAGGGUAAUGGAAGCUGAAACUGCAGAAAAAUCUUAACCAUCAAAUCCAUCAGUUGAAUCACCCAUGUGAGGAUUGAUGAGAGGUAGAGGUGGAGAGAGUUCUGUGUUGCAACUGGGAACACUAAGGGGAGGUUACUUUGGAGGUAGUACUAACUGUGAUUGAGGAUGCUGAGACGAAACAAAUUGAUGAUAUUUGGUUGCAAAGGCUUAAAGAUGUUGCUUAUGAAGCUGAAGACGUACUUGAUGAUUUUUCAUAUGAAGUCAUGCGAAGGCAGCAUGAGGCAGUAUGCAAAAGAGACAAGGUAUGUGACUUUGUCUCAAAAUCCUCCAACCCAAUUUUGUUUGGCUGGAGAAUGGGUUUUAAAAUCAGAAAGAUCAAUCGGAAGUUAGGUAAAAUUGUUAUUGAUGCUGAUAUUAAGUCCAAAUUGUUACCAAACAAUACUAGUAGUACUAGUGGUCAUAAACAAAGUAGUGUUCAGCUAGAACGAGAAACCACUUCUUAUGUCAAUGAUACAGAAAUUGUUGGAAGGAAAAAUGAAAAAUCAAAGAUGAUAGAUUUGUUGGUCAAUUCGUCAUCCCUGAUAGAUGAAAACCUUUCAACUAUAUCCAUAGUGGGAAUGGGGGGACUUGGGAAGACGGCAUUGGCUCAACAAGUUUACAAUGAUGACUUGGUCAAGAGACAUUUUGAACCAAGAAUAUGGGUAUGUGUCUCCAAGGAUGAAUCUUAUUUUAGUGUUCAUAAAACUUUAAGUGAUAUCCUUGAGUUCAUCACUAAAACCAAGUGUCGUGAUGUACCAAAUGUCGAAGAGUUGGUACGUCGAGUUCGUGAAAAUUUGACUGACAAGAAGUAUUUAUUAGUUCUUGAUGAUUUGUGGAAUGUGAAUGUCCAUGAAUGGUUGAGACUUAAAGAUUUUUUGGUAGUUGGUGCUCAAGGAAGCAAAAUCUUAGUCACAACACGACUAAGUAAAACUGGGUCAACUGUUCGGGGAGCAAUUUCUCCUUAUGGCUUACGGCACUUAUCAACAGCUGAUUGUUGGUCUAUCAUCAGGCAAAGAGCAUUUGCUUGUGGUGGUGCACUUGAGUCUGACCCAAAUAUGAUAAAAAUAGGAGAAGAGAUAGCUAAAAAAUGUUGCGGUUUGCCACUUGUGGCAAAAACUUUGGGGAGUCUUAUGUGGUUAAAAAAUAAGGAAAAAGAGUGGGUGUCUAUCAUGGAAAAUGAGAUUUUUGUCAAUUUAUCAGAAGAUGAAAACAAUGUUAUUCCUGUGUUAAAGCUGAGUUACAAUAAUUUGUCGUCAAACUUAAAACAAUGUUUUUCAUUUUGCUCCAUAUUUCCAAAAGGUUAUGUAUUUGAAAGAGAAACUUUGGUUCAAUUGUGGAUGGCGGAAGGAUUCCUUCAACCAUCUGAUGACGAAGAAAAUAAAAUAUCAAUGGAAGAUGUUGGGGAUGACUACUUCAGCAACCUGUUGUCGAGCUCAUUUUUUCAAGAUGUGAAGAACGAUGAGUGUGGAAACAUUGUUUCGUGCAAGAUGCACGAUCUUAUACAUGAUCUUGCGCUAAGUGUAUCGAACUGUGAAUGCUUGCUCUUGAAAGCCAGUAAAAUGAAAGAUGUUCCUAGUGUUCGUCAUUUAGGUUUGGUUUUGGAUGAUGAUGGAUUAACAGCGUCUCAAAAUUUGUUGCGCAAGUCUAAAAGGUUGUGUACUCUUCUUACAUUUCUAAGAGGCCGUAGUGAAGAUAUUGAGGGUGUCUUCAGCGAGUGUAAACACUUGCGUGUACUAGAUGUCAGUGGUUCAUUCAUGGGUGACAGUUUACCGGUUUCUGUGGGGAGAUUGAGAAAUUUAAGGUAUCUUAAUCUUUCAUUUCCGAAAAAUUAUCAAAGUCAUGAAACACUGAAUGAAAGGUCCGUAAGUGUGCUUUAUAGUUUGCAGACACUAGUAUUAAGUGAAUGGGCUUCUCUUCGAGAGCUUCCAAGCAACAUUGGAUUUUUGAAGCACUUGAGGCACCUUUAUCUAGAACGUUCUAAAAUUAAAGCACUGCCAGAUUCUAUCACUAGCUUACAUAAGUUGCAGACAUUAAAUCUUUUUGGGUGUACUUAUUUUCGAAGGUUACCUGUAAACAUUGGUAUCAUGAAAGAUCUAAGGCAUCUUAAUUUAUACAGCACUGGCAUCAGGGAAUUACCUAGGUCAAUUACUUCUUGCUCCAAUUUGGAAAAGUUACAGCUUGGUGAAAGCUACCUUGAAGAGCUACCUGAUAAUUUAGGUGACUUACAAAAUCUAGUGUUACUUGAUGUUUCGUCUACACCAAUUAAAGAAGUACCUGAAUCUAUAAUUCUUCUAAGGAAUUUGACGUCGUUAAACUUCAACAAUUGUGGAAAUCUUCACAAAUUUCCCAAAGAUAUUGGUGCUGCUAUGAGACAUGUAAGGAUUCUGGACAUUGGUACCACACAGAUAAGAACACUACCAGAUUUGUACGAACUCUCCAGUUUAGAGUACGUGGACUUGGGGAAAGCUAUGCUUCCGAGAGAUGUAAGAAAUUGGAACAAGUUGGAACAUCUCAAAUAUGAUGGUCAUAGGAAAAUAUCAUCAAAAGGUCUAGGACAGCUGACGAAGUUGAAAACCUUGCAUGAAUACAUUGUAGGCGAGGGAACCACAGUUGGAGAAUUAAGAGACCUGAGACUCCUCAGAGAGACCUUAGAGAUUUAUAAUCUUGAGAAUGUGAGAGGUGGAACAGAAGAAGCCCGUGGAGCGAAUUUAAAUCAAAAGCAAAAUAUCUCAAGUUUGGAAUUAUACUGGAGUACUGGUAAUUUUGUUGGAAAUGAUCUUGAUAAUGCUGAUGAACUUGUGCUGGAAGGGCUGCAACCCCACUCUAAUUUGAAAAGUUUGACGAUUGGUGGUUUUAGAGGUGUUAAACUCCCAUCAUGGAUGAAGAUGAAUACAAUUUUGUUGUCUUUGCCAAACCUGACGGAGAUUGAACUGCGAAACUGCAGCAGAUGUGAGCAAAUAGUGGGUCUGGGGCAGCUUCCAAAGUUGUGGAAGUUGCUUUUGUGUAAUAUGCCUGAGUUACAAGGAUGGGAGGAGUCAUCAUUAUCAUCAUCUUUCCCUUGCCUGAAGAAGUUAUCGAUUGAAAUUUGUCCGAAAUUGGUGACGGUGCCCGAUGUUGCACUGAAGCAUGACUUGGCUCACCUUCAAAUAAAUGGAAUUUCAGAACUCGAGUUUCUGCCACUACAGAACCUGCAACCUGAACUCAAGUAUCUAAAGAUAUGGGGGUGUCCUAAAUUUCAAGGUUUUCACUCAAAUGAAGAGGAGAGCAACCUCAAUAAUAUCUCUGUUGCGACCAACAGCUCAUUAGAAGACUCGAUCUAUCUUGAAGAAUUUCAAAUUCAAUGUCCACAAGAACGGAAUUCUUUGUCAGUGGAUCUGCAGUGCAUUAGGGACCUUCAGGAUUUCAAGAUUGGCUGGUUCUCUGAGGAACCUGGUUCGUUUCCAUUUUCAAUUGAACAAUUCUCCUCCUUUGCAUCUCUACAGAGGUUAGAGGUAGACGGGUGCUCUAAACUCAAGGUUCUACCUGAGCAGCUUCAGCACCUUACCAGGCUCAAGGAGUUCACCAUAUCUAACAUGGGUCUUGACAUGGUGGUUUUGCCCGAGUGGAUUGGGGACCUUUCAAGACUUGUAAGGCUGGAGACUAGGAAUUGUGAAAAUUUGGUGCAUAUGCCUUCUAAGGAGACAAUGCUAAGACUCAAAUUCCUGAAGUUCUUAUUUAUCGAAGCUUGUCCAUUGUUAGAGCAGAGUUGCAACUACCAGGCUGGGGAAGACUGGGACAAGAUUUCUCAUAUUAAAUAUAUCAGGAUCAUGCAACCAACUCCCAACUUGGAACGGGCAAGCCAAUAUAAUGCGCGAGGUUGAGCUUGGUGUAAAUACAAAAGUCCAGCUGUUCAAGAAGUUUGGUUAUCUUGUGCUGAUAUCAUUUUGGUGGAAAUCCGGUCCGUCAGAAACAAAUCCCUGCAUGAGGAAUGAUACCUGGUUGUGAUUCAUCUCAGUAUGACUUGCACAUCUUAAAAUUCUUCAACAUUCCUUGUAGAAGAGUUAAAUGUAUUAGAGUUGUUGGAUGUUAUUCUUCCUCGCCAGAUCAUGUUAUUCUUCUUUGAAGAGAUGGUACUUUUAGAGGCAACCUUGGCUUUUCAGGUUACGGAUAGCUGAAGCUGGCGGUCUUGGUGUUGCUAACAGCUAUAUUGCACAAAUAAUGGGAAGCAAAGCAAUGGAGGGCGGAAGCAUAGCCAAGCUUCCCCUGGAUGGAGCCACCCCAAAGGCCCAAAAACACUUCUUCUAUUUUAACCUAACUCAUGUUGGGCCACAAAACAUUAUGGUGAAGCCCGGAGAGAAGAUAUGGUCAAGCCCAGCACAAGGAAGGUUUCUGGUUUCACCAGGG